UUCCAGGGAAGGACACAACAGUCUGGUCGCUCAUGUUUGCUAAACGUAAAAAAGAAGAUUGGGAGGGUGGUCGGAAGCAGGGCGAUCAGUUGGAGAGCGGCCAAAGGGGAGGCCAGGUCAGGGAGGGUGGCGACAAGGAUGGGAACGGGAAGAGGAGGAGCACAAGGAAGGCGGAUAGAACGCUGCUGCAAACACCACGUUGACCUGCACAACUCGCAAGUCGGACUUCGCCCGCACCUAUCCCAGUUCACAUGGUCACAACGAAACGCCGCAUGGGAAAGUUGCUCGCGCGUGUCUUCUCCUUCGCAGUCUUGGCGAUCUUCUGCUCCGUUUUGAGCGCGCGCCUCAACGCACGUGUCUUCUUCGGCCUCAGGUCCAGGGGGACGUACUUCUUGCCCUUGCACUCCUUUCGCAUCCGCCUUCUGCUUCUGGUUGUAGACGGUCAGCAUGCGCGCAAUCGACUUCCGGACGACCUUAUGACCUUUAUCUUGGCCAGCUUCGACGCGGCCCCGCCCGCCACCUUCGCGACGCGCAGCUGGGACAGCUCGCUCUUCAUCUCGUCGAGAUCCUUCAGGAGUUCCUUGGAGGUCUUCAAGCGCAGCUCGUAGGCCUUGGCGCGCGCCAUCUCCGCUGCUGCGCGGUAGCGGGAGGCUUGCUCGAUGCGGCGCUGAGGACUUGAGCCCCUGAGCCAAAACUGGCU
Molecule: messenger RNA, 700 nt
Organism: Prorocentrum cordatum
Lineage: Eukaryota; Dinophyceae; Prorocentrales; Prorocentraceae
Source: the annotation of a GenBank genome assembly